This is a messenger RNA of Physeter macrocephalus (sperm whale), 4308 nucleotides long. RefSeq names its product ring finger protein, transmembrane 2 (gene RNFT2). Gene Ontology annotation, molecular function: ubiquitin protein ligase activity. The transcript has 10 exons. Gene Ontology annotation, biological process: positive regulation of ERAD pathway. The coding region runs from base 178 to 1488 and encodes 436 amino acids. The record is from RefSeq and is a predicted model, not a curated record. Lineage: Eukaryota; Metazoa; Chordata; Mammalia; Artiodactyla; Physeteridae.
GAGCCUCUGGUAAGCUCCUGUGACCCGUGCAUCCCUUUGGAGAGGAAGAAGAGGGAGAGGCCUGCUUUCUCUGGAAUCCAGUGGUCACAUCCCCACCUGAAUGCCCACCUCAGGUGUCGUCAACAUGGAGUUCUGAAGUCCCUGUGGUUCCUCACAGUGAACCAGGUCUUAAGGAAAAUGCAGAGACGCCACAGCAGCAACACGGAUAACGUUCCACCUGAAAGAAAUCGCAGUCAAGCGCUCAGCUCUGAGGCGAGUGUGGACGAAGGCGGAGUCUUUGAGAGUCUGAAGGCAGAAGCGGCCUCCCCGCCAGCGCUCUUCUCCGGCUUAUCGGGCCUCCCGACAGGCAGCCUCCCCGCCACCCCUUUCCCGUCCAGCCUGGUGUUGGGGGCCGCGGCGGGCGGCGGGGACGUGUUCCUCCAGAUGCCCACAUCCAGGGAGGAAGGUGGGGGCCGUGGUGAGGGGGGCGCCUACCACCACCGCCAGCCCCACCACCACUUCCACCACGGCGGCCACCGCGGGGGCUCCCUGCUGCAGCACGUGGGCGGGGACCACCGCGCGCACUCCGACGAGGCGGGCGACGAGCAGCCGGGGACGCCUGCGCCGGCCCUAUCCGAGCUGAAGGCUGUGAUCUGCUGGCUCCAGAAAGGGCUGCCCUUCAUCCUCAUCCUCCUGGCCAAAGUGUGCUUCCAGCAUAAGCUUGGCAUUGCCGUGUGCAUCGGGAUGGCCAGCACCUUCGCCUAUGCCAACUCCACACUCCGGGAACAGGUCUCUCUAAAGGAGAAGAGGUCGGUGCUGGUCAUUUUGUGGAUCUUAGCCUUUCUGGCGGGGAACACCCUGUAUGUGCUCUACACGUUCAGUUCCCAGCAGCUGUAUAACAGCCUCAUAUUCCUGAAGCCCAACCUGGAGACGCUGGACUUCUUUGACCUGCUGUGGAUCGUGGGCAUCGCAGACUUUGUGCUCAAGUACAUCACCAUCGCCCUCAAGUGCCUUGUCGUGGCCCUGCCCAAGAUCAUCCUGGCCGUCAAGUCCAAGGGAAAGUUCUAUCUGGUCAUCGAGGAGUUGAGCCAGCUGUUCCGAUCACUCGUUCCCAUCCAGCUGUGGUAUAAAUACAUCAUGGGUGACGAUGCCUCCAACAGCUACUUCCUCGGAGGGGUCCUGAUCGUUCUCUACAGCCUCUGCAAGUCUUUCGACAUUUGUGGCCGCGUGGGUGGAGUUAGGAAAGCCCUGAAGCUUCUCUGCACCUCUCAGAAUUAUGGAGUCCGGGCCACUGGGCAGCAGUGCACAGAAGCUGGUGAUAUCUGUGCUAUCUGCCAGGCUGAGUUCCGAGAGCCUCUGAUCCUUAUGUGCCAGCACGUGUUCUGUGAGGAGUGCCUCUGCCUCUGGCUGGACCGUGAGCGCACCUGCCCGCUCUGUCGCUCAGUUGCCGUGGAUACCCUGCGCUGCUGGAAGGACGGGGCCACUUCGGCACACUUCCAGGUGUACUAGGGCUGAAGACUGCAGCAUCGAUGCUCCCAGGCACACCAGGGAGAUGACGGAGGGUCAGCGGUGUUGGGUCCAACUCCGGGGGCUUCCUGGGAAUAAGUCCUCAAGCACUGACUGUCCUCCUUCCUGCCUCUCUCCAUCUCUUCCUCUAAAGCCAGGCCCCUGUCCCCUUCCCCACCUUCACCUUCCUCUCUUGUUCGGAUCAUGGUGUGUGCAUCCUACCCCUACACAUGGGGAUGCCUUCUCACUCAGACUUGGCCUCCACCUAUGUAGGUCUCCCACUUCCCUCCAAGUCAAGGAACUGGUAAUGGACCAAGUCCCACCUGUUGAUUAUUUUAACUCGUGGUGACCUAAUACCUGAUGCUGCAAACUAGAGAGAGGCCUGGAGAUACUGUCUCCCCCUAAAUGGCCCAAGUCCGCAGAUGAGAAUCACUGUGAAGUAUUUUCCAAAUACAAAUGCUGGGCCCCACCUUAUACCUACAGUAUCUACGUGUACCAAACACUUAGUGUGAGCCGGGCACAGCAUUGAGCCUCCUGCCCGGACGACCCCCUGUAAUCCUCACAAGAGCCCUAUGGCGGAGGUACUGUUGUUUCCUUCGUUUCACAGAUGAGGAAACUGAGGCUUAGAGCUCCAUGUGGAAACUUUCCCAGGGUCACCCAGUGAGCAAUGAUGGACCAAGUUUCCAACCCGGGCCUGUCUGGCUUCGGAGCCUGACUCUUAACCACAUGCUGACCCCACUGCUCAGACACUUAAGGUGUGGGGCCUCCCAGACAUGUUUCUUUAAAAGCACAAGAGGUGAUUCUGACGCCCGUCAGUGGCUCAGGUGCAUAGCACGUUCGAUUUGGACUGCACUGAGAAUGCUAAUAGUGAACACUAGCUCCUGAAAUCUAGUCACGGUUGGGUCCAUGGAAAGACUUGGUCCUUAAAAUUGCUGUUUAGCUGGACUCUGGCGGGGAUGCUCCGUCGUGACUGGCUAUCAAGAAAGGCCAGCUCUGGUGCAGAUGCAGAUGUCAUGGGGUGUCCGCUCCCAUCUUUAUUUCUCUCCUCCUCCUUUUGUCCUGUCCCUCACUUAAGACUCAGGCUUGUCAACAGCUCCUGUGGCCAUUGCCUUCUCCCCUGGUAGCCUUCAGAGCAAAAGGCAUGAUCCAUGUUAUGGAUUUUUCCACAAGCCAGGGUGGUGGUAUACAGCACAGCAGUGAUCAGUGUUUCUGGAAUCUCUAUGCCAGAGCUACUAAUCUCUGUAACACAACAAGUUCUCCACCCAUGAGACCCUCCCUGCUCUGAAAUCUGGGAGGAGAAGGCACAGGUGAUCCCUUAGAAGCCACUGGAAUCUUGUCUGCCCUACCCACCUCCCAACUCUAUUCUCUCAUUGUCAACCUCAGCACAACAGGCUAGCUAGCGCCAACGGCAUUACAGAGAAAGCAAUCUGUGUGAAUACUGAGCAGAUUGGCGAGAAAGCCCCAGGAGAAAUGGUGGGAGCCUUGCUGCCACCUCACUCUCAGCCAGUAUUCACAUGCCCAUCCUGUCCCCAAGAGAUUCAGAACAUUCACCCCUGUGUGCUGUCAAGCCAGGACCUUUUCCUUUGCCUGACAUCCCUGGCUAUUUCCUGAUACCCAGCAAGACAUCCCUUCCAGGGCAGCGUGGCAUCUUUCAAGCUCUGUUACUAUGGCAAUGGCCUCGAUGUUAAAAUCCCACUUGCGUGGAUAAUCAGCUCGGAAGGGGAAGUGGAGGGAAAUGGGGCCGGGCAGAUUCGGCUGCUCUGUACCCCCUGCCUUGAGGAAGAACUGAAGGGAAGCAACAGGAGCUUCUGCAACUGGUUUUUAUCAGAAAGAUCGCCUUGCCUGCAGAUGCCAUCAAAGAAGUAUGAGAAAUUGCAGCUGGAGAAGACUUACUUAUUAAAGUGCCAGCAUGUGACAGAGCAGAUAGAUCAGUCUGUUGGGAGUCAGGCCUGGAAUUCUGAUUCCAAACUCUGCCGUGACUUUGAGAAGUCACUUCACCUCCCUGUAGCCAUGGCCAGGGUGACAAAGCCUAGUGUAUUAUCUACUGGAACCAGGGAAACUAACAAUGUAGAUUACUGGUGAAUACCCCAAUGGUUUUGUCAGUUACACUCACGCCACCAAAAAAAAACCUCUAACAUUCCACAAAUAAUGAGCCAUGUCUCUGACACUGUAAAGAGUGUCACAUGUGGGGAACACUCGGGGGCAGGUGAGAUGAUUUAGUUUAGGAUUUUAUUUAUUCAUUCCCUACCCUCUGGGGGGAAAGUCAUGUCUGGAGGUUUUCUUUUGGGUGGGAGGAUUUAACUUCUGCUUUAGGGAGGAACAGUGGCCAGGGCAGAGGUUUCCAAACAUAAAGCAGCAUGUUUUCCCUAGCACGAGUUUUUAGUAGAAGCAGCCAAGAGCCACCGUUGGAAAGGAAGAACAAUGCCACUCUCUUUUACCUGUCCCGGCUCUGCAACUCAUUUGUUAGAAGCAGGAUUAAUCGAGUGUCAGGUCGGAGAAUCCUGUUCUUAAUAUUUUAUGACUCACUGACUCAAGUUCCACGAAGCCUUUGGAAAUGGCCCUCCUAACGUAAAAGGUCUUGACCAUAAUAAAUAUGAGAUGAAAAAAGCAAGCUCUGGACCUGGAUGUAAUAGGUUCAUUACCUUCCUAAGGGGAGCGUGUGAGAGCCACUGGGAGACUUCCAGGCUGCCAAGACUUGGGGUUGGAAAGAGAAAAUGUAAAAAGCGAGUCCUGGAAUCUUUUAGUACUUUUGCUCUGGGCCAAACAGAGCUGCCUUUGGUGUUUUUAAUGUCCCCUUAAGUUCCAUUCUGCCAAUAAAUAUGA